Molecule: messenger RNA, 4623 nt
Organism: Emys orbicularis (European pond turtle)
Lineage: Eukaryota; Metazoa; Chordata; Testudines; Emydidae
Gene: MAST1
Product: microtubule associated serine/threonine kinase 1
Exons: 26
Coding region: 1-4623 (1540 amino acids)
Biological process (GO): peptidyl-serine phosphorylation; cytoskeleton organization; intracellular signal transduction
Molecular function (GO): ATP binding; protein serine/threonine kinase activity; magnesium ion binding
Source: RefSeq, a predicted model, not a curated record
AUGUCUGAGCCCCGGCGCGCCGCCCCGGCCGAGCUCCCGCGGCCCCGGAGCCUGGACGGCAGCAGCAUGUUCCGCCGCACCAAGAGCUGCCGAACCAGUAACAGGAAGAGCCUGAUCCUGACCAGCACGUCCCCGACGCUGCCGCGGCCCCACUCCCCCCUCCCGGGUCACAUCGGCAGCAGCCCCCUGGACAGCCCGAGGAACUUCUCCCCCAAUGCACCCGCCCACUUCUCCUUCACCACCUCGCGCAGGGCAGACGGGCGCCGCUGGUCUCUGGCUUCCCUUCCCUCGUCCGGAUAUGGAACCAACACGCCCAGCUCCACCGUGUCGUCGUCCUGCUCGUCCCAGGAGCGGCUGCACCAGCUGCCCUACCAGCCCACCAUGGACGAGCUGCAUUUCCUCUCCAAGCACUUCGGCAGCACCGAGAGCAUCACAGACGACGAUGGGGGGCGCCGCUCCCCCGCCGUGCGCCCCCGGUCCCGGAGCCUCAGCCCGGGCCGCUCCCCCUCCUCCUACGACAACGAGAUAGUGAUGAUGAACCAUGUGUACAAGGAACGGUUCCCCAAGGCCACGGCGCAGAUGGAGGAGAAGUUGCAGGAUUUCAUCACGGCCUUCGAGCCGGAGAGCGUGCUGCCCCUGGCCGACGGGGCGCUCAGCUUCAUCCACCACCAGGUGAUCGAGCUGGCCCGGGACUGCCUGGCCAAGGCCCGCGAGGGGCUGAUCACCACCAUCUACUUCUACGAGCUGCAGGAGAACAUGGAGAAGCUGCUGCAGGACGUGAGUGGGGGGAGGGGCUGCCCCCAGGCCUACGAGCGCUCGGAGAGCCUGGAAGUCGCCUUCGUGACCCAGCUGGUGAAGAAGCUGCUGAUCAUCAUCUCCCGCCCGGCGCGGCUCCUGGAGUGCCUGGAGUUUAACCCCGAGGAGUUUUACCACCUGCUGGAGGCGGCUGAGGAUCACGCCAAGGAGGGACACCUGAUGAAGACGGACAUUCCCCGCUACAUCAUCAACCAGCUGGGCCUCACCCGCGACCCCUUCACAGACAUGGUGCAUCUGGAGGAACACGACAGCGGUGGAUCCAACACGCCCGAGACAGACGAGUUCACGGAGGGCCGGGGAGCUGCCCUGAAACACAAGAAACCGCCCGGAGAAGGGGACUUUGAAACCAUCAAACUUAUUAGCAAUGGAGCCUAUGGGGCCGUGUACUUGGUGCGGCACAAGGAGACCCGGCAGCGCUUUGCCAUGAAGAGGAUCAACAAGCAGAACCUGAUCCUGCGGAACCAGAUCCAGCAGGCGUUCGUGGAGCGGGACAUCCUCACCUUCGCCGAAAACCCCUUCGUCGUCAGCAUGUUCUGCUCCUUCGAGACCAAGCGCCACCUCUGCAUGGUCAUGGAGUACGUGGAAGGAGGGGACUGUGCCACGCUGCUGAAGAACAUUGGGGCCCUGCCCGUGGAGCUGGCGCGAAUGUACUUCGCCGAGACCGUGCUGGCCCUGGAGUAUCUACACAACUAUGGCAUUGUCCACCGCGACCUCAAACCUGACAACCUGCUCAUCACCUCCAUGGGGCACAUCAAGCUGACGGACUUUGGCCUCUCCAAGAUGGGGCUGAUGAGCCUCACGACCAACCUGUACGAGGGCCACAUCGAGAAGGAUGCCCGCGAGUUCCUGGACAAGCAGGUGUGCGGGACCCCCGAGUACAUCGCGCCCGAGGUGAUCCUGCGGCAGGGCUACGGGAAGCCGGUGGACUGGUGGGCCAUGGGCAUCAUCCUGUACGAGUUCCUGGUGGGCUGCGUCCCCUUCUUCGGGGACACCCCCGAGGAGCUCUUCGGGCAGGUCAUCAGCGACGACAUCCUGUGGCCGGACGGGGAGGAGGCCCUGCCCGCGGAUGCCCAACACCUCAUCUCCUGCCUGCUGCAGACCGACCCGCUCGUCCGCCUGGGGGCCGGUGGCGCGUUCGAGGUGAAGCAGCACAACUUCUUCAAGGAGCUCGACUGGGCGGGGCUGCUGCGCCACAAAGCCGAGUUCAUCCCCCACCUGGAGUCGGAGGAGGACACCAGCUACUUCGACACUCGUUCGGACAAGUACCACCACAUCAACUCCUACGACGAGGACGACACGACGGAGGAUGAGCCGGUGGAAAUCCGGCAGUUCUCGUCCUGCUCCCCCAGGUUCAGCAAGGUGUACAGCAGCAUGGAGCACCUCUCCCAGCACGAGCCCAAGGGCCCGGGCGUCCCCAAGCGGGACCAGAGCAACAAACACAAGGACGAGGCGCUCGGCAAACGCGAGAGCCUGGGCAGCUUCACCCUGCGGGACAAGAGCUGGCGCAGCGGCUCCCCGGAGCUGAAGCGCCUCUCGGCCUCGGAGUACACCUACCCAGAGAGUGAGUCGAGCCCCCCGCUGGGCGCCCGGCGCCGCUUCUCGGCGCUCAUGGACACCAGCCGCUUCACCGCGCCGCUGGAGGACGACGACGAGCCCCGGGCCAGGGGCCCCGCCAGGGAGAACGGGGGCCCCGCAGCUGCCCCCCAGGCCGAGGGAAAGGAAGGGAGCGCGGGGACAGCCGGGGACCCCGCUGCCCCCAGAGACGCCGAGGCUGGCGAUAGAGUGAAGGGGGGCGAUGCCCAGCCCCUGAAGGACGCGGACCCCCAGACCCCCAAAGCCACCAGCGACCUGGUGCUGCGGCGCGCCCGGCACCAGCAGCUGUCCGGGGAGUCGGCGGGCGAGAGGCGCAGCACCCGGGUGGGGGGCAAGGUCAUCAAGUCUGCCUCGGCCACCGCCCUGUCCGUCAUGAUCCCCACAGUGGAGCAGCACACCAGCUCCCCCCUGGCCAGCCCCAUGUCACCCCGCUCCCUCUCCUCGAACCCGUCCUCGCGGGACUCCUCCCCGAGCCGUGACUACUCGCCCGCCGUCACCGUCCUGCGCUCGCCCAUCACCAUCCAGCGCUCCGGCAAGAAGUACGGCUUCACGCUGCGCGCCAUCCGCGUCUACAUGGGCGACAGCGACGUCUACAGCGUCCACCACAUCGUCUGGCACGUGGAGGAGGGGGGCCCAGCCCAUGAGGCGGGUCUCUGCGCCGGGGACCUCAUCACCCACGUCAACGGGGAGCCCGUGCACGGGCUAGUGCACACGGAGGUGGUAGAGCUCAUCCUGAAGAGUGGGAACAAGGUGAUGGUGACCACGACGCCCUUCGAGAACACAUCCAUCCGCGUUGGGCCGGCCCGCAAGAGCAGCUACAAAUCCAAGAUGGCGCGGAGGAACAAGAGGAGCAUCAGCAAGGAGGGGCAGGAAAGCAAGAAGCGCAGCUCGCUCUUCCGGAAGAUCACCAAACAAGCCAACCUGCUCCACACCAGCCGUAGCCUCUCCUCGCUCAGCCGCUCGCUCUCCUCCAGCGACAGCCUGCCCGGCUCGCCCACCCACAGCCUGAGCGCCCGCUCGCCCACCCAGAGCCUGCGCACCACCCCCGACUCUGCCUACCUCGGCGCCUCGUCCCAGAGCAGCUCCCCAGCCUCCAGCACCCCCAACUCCCCGGCCACCUCCUCCCACCACAUCCGGCCCAGCACCCUGCACGGCCUGUCGCCCAAGCUGCACCGCCAGUACCGCUCGGCCCGCUGCAAGUCUGCCGGCAACAUCCCCCUCUCGCCCCUGGCCCACACCCCCUCGCCCACCCAGUCCUCGCCCCCCCCGCUGCCCGGCCACACGGUGGGCAGCUCCCACACCACCCAGAGUUUCCCCGCCAAGCUGCACUCCUCCCCCCCGGUGGGCCGGCCCCGGCCCAAGAGCGCCGAGCCGCCCCGCUCGCCCCUGCUCAAGCGGGUGCAGUCGGCCGAGAAGCUGGGCUCGCCCCUGGGCUCGGAGAAGAAGGGGGCCGUGCGCAAACACAGCCUGGAGGUGACCCACACCGACUACCGCAAGGAAUUCCACCCCGAGGCCGGGCUGCAGAGCCUGGCCGAGUCGGACGGCGAGAGCCCGGGGGCCAGCGACGGGGCUGGCAGGCAGGUGGCCGCCCGGCGGCUGGGCCGGCAGGAGUCGGCCCUCAGCUUCGGAGCCGGGGAGGCGGCGGGCCCGGCCGGCGGGGGCCAGACGAGCGCCAAGGAAGGCCCGGCCUGCGCCGAGGCGGCCGGCAGCCCCCGCGACCCGGCGGGGGGCGUCAGGAGGCACCAGGGGGUUCAGACCGAAGAAGGCUUUGCCGCUCCCGCCCGGCCGCCGGCCAAAGCCUUGAGCCCGGUGCAGGAAUAUGAGCAGGGCAGGAGGGGUGAGGCAGAGGGGGCGCCGCGCGGGCCCGUGCCCCUGGUGGUGGAGCCCCAGGAGAGCGCCGACGGGCAGGGGCUGUGGGAGAGGAACGUCGAGGGGGGCCAGGGCCGGCAGCCCCCCAAGUGCCCCCAGAACCAGGCCGGCUCCCCCAAGGAGAAGUUGAUCCUGGAGGUGGUGGAGGAGCACACCACCCUGGGGCCCCGAACCAAGCCCUCCUCCCCCAAAGGCCCCUGCUUGGGUGCCAAAAAUGGGCUGGCCCCCCCCCGGAAGGGCCUGGCUGAGGCGAAGACGCUGGGAGUGAUCCUGCCAGCGGGGAGGGGCCCUGCCCCCCAAGUCCUGCCCCCUGCUGUUGUGGAGAAAAAUGCGGCGGGGCACUGA